GAGCUGUUUUGGGAACCUUGGGCCAGGGUUAGCUAAACUACAAGAAUCACACAGCAUGCAAAGAAGACAAUGAGUGAGCGUACAUUCAGUCUACUUCAGAAAACAAAGACAGGAACUUCAACUAAUUAUUGCGGAAGAAUGGCACAUUUACAAAAUUACUUUCCUUGAACUUCAUUUAACAGGCUUGUAUUUUGCUAUUAAUUAUGGUGUAAUUUCUGGAGCCAGGCAAUGAUAACCUGGAGGAAUUGUGCAUUCAGGAGGCUGGGGGUGAAGAUUUUCAGAAAAAACACCCUCUUGUUCGCACUCUUCUGGUUUGGCUUUUGGAUUUUCAUGAGUGCACUGAUGUUUGUUAACAGGACAAUCUUCUCUGACUACUGCACCGAUGAGAAAAGUAAAAGGAUUCUGGCAAGAGUGUGUGAUGGCUAUAAGGAGGGAAUCCUCACUGGCGAUCUUUGUGAAGAUCUGUGUGUCAGCAAGCAAGUGGUGUACCAAAGAUGUCUUUACUAUGAAAAGGGCAAAAAGGUAAUUCAGGCAGACUGGCAUGGUAUUCCCAUUAUACUCAAAUCAAAACUGGAAAACUUCUCAUCCUAUGACAAUUUCGGAAUGCUGGAUUACCAGGAAACGCCGGAUGUUUCCACAAUGGAUAUUGUGUAUUAUGCAGCACUGGAGAUUAAAAACUUGUUGGGGUUGGAACUGGAGAACACAACUAUGCCAAAAUUAUGGAGCAAACAUUUACAAGGGAGAGUUGAACCAUACUCCAAGGCAGAAAUGGUCACUAUGUGGUCCCUUCUUCAACAGGAAGAGUAUACUUUUUUCAAAAUAUUACAGGAUUUGAGCAACCAUGUUGUCAAGAUACUGGGAUCCUGUGGGCACUUUUAUGCAGUGGAGUACCUUAUAGCUGGCCAUGCUUGGAAUCAGAACCUCUUUUCCCUGGAAGAACUUUUUGAUUCAUCUGUAACAGGCCAUCACAACAAAGCCUUAAAUGGGGCUAUACAUAAAAUUGCACUCAGCUUUUUAGACAUGGUCAAGCACUUUGAAAACGAUUUUUCCUACCAUCUUCACCUCUGUGACAUCAAACCAGAAAACUUUGCAAUUAGAAAAGAUUUGACGGUUGUUGCAAUCGAUGUAGACAUGGCCUUCUUUGAGCCCAAAAUGAGGGACAUCCUUCAACAGAAUUGCACAAAUGACGAAGACUGUAAUUUUUUUGACUGCUUUUCUAAGUGUGACAUGCAGCGCAACAAAUGUGGUGCAAAAAGGAUAAACAGCAAUUUGCAACAUGACUACCCUGACUGAUUAUCGAACCAAGACUGGACACGACACCGAACAUGGAUUUAUCUGCCUCAUCUUCUUCCGACCCAGAGAAUCCACAGUGUAUCGCGGUAUAUUGUUCCUUUGUUUCAGCCCCUGACCCAAAGCUUUCCCAGCUGCACUGUUCCAAAAGGAAACGCCGACAGGAUCCCUUCCCUGCCCAGCUUUUCUUUAAGAACUCGGCCGUCACCAGACUAUUAAAAGCAUUAUUUCAUUAGGAAAUCCAAAUUCCACCUGGAAGCGAUCGGACUACAUUAUUUUUACUUUCGUGCAUGUCUGUUUCAGCGAAGCCCAUUUUUUCCACUCGCCGCCCUGCCCCUGCUUGCUCUGCAGCUGCUACAACAGCUACAUCACUACUUCAGGGCUGUCUGCAAGUAUAACAGAAGCCCAGCAGCUGAAGACGCUAUGGCAGAGCUGUAUCAAAAAAUUAUGGAUGACAUGAAGCAGUUUAUGCAGGCUUUUGCAAACGCUCUGUCUGCAAUAAAUACUCGUCUAGAUGGUAUAGACGAUCACUCCAGCACUGUUGCAGUUCCUCCUUCUGCCUCUCAUGUGCCAAUCUCCGCCCCCACUUUCAACGCAUCAUCCAUUUCAGUGGCUCCCUUGCUCACCCCAGCCCAGGCAGCUUUGGCCUCGCCCCCUCUCCCAUUCAUCGGUGUUCCAGAGUACAAUCUGGCUACAGCAUCCACUUCAAGCUCCCAAUCAGCAGCAGCCCUCAGACAUCACGUCCUCUCCUCGUUGAUCCGAAGACAAAUAAUUGAAGGUAAAGACUUCAAGCUGGUUAACAUUCUCAUCACUGCAUCUGAAUUUAUUCAUCGCAGAGAUUUAUCAGUCACGCUGAAAUCCCACUAUCCUCGCCUGCUUAAAAAUCUGUCCCUUAGUGAGUUCAUUCUCGCAUAUUCCUUUUAUCGAGACAUUCUGUGUGCUGCAUACUCCCAUCGCCGCCAGGAGAUGGACCAAUAUAUGUUUUAUGUUAUAGAACUAUCAGUGAGA
Messenger RNA from Polyodon spathula (Mississippi paddlefish), 2298 nucleotides. RefSeq names its product divergent protein kinase domain 1C-like. Lineage: Eukaryota; Metazoa; Chordata; Actinopteri; Acipenseriformes; Polyodontidae. The record is from RefSeq and is a predicted model, not a curated record. The coding region runs from base 229 to 1293 and encodes 354 amino acids. The transcript has 4 exons.